Vollenhovia emeryi is the source of this 2033-nucleotide messenger RNA. RefSeq names its product aquaporin-like. Gene Ontology annotation, molecular function: water channel activity. Bases 86 to 892 code for a protein of 268 amino acids. Gene Ontology annotation, cellular component: plasma membrane. NCBI's taxonomy places the organism in Eukaryota, Metazoa, Arthropoda, Insecta, Hymenoptera, Formicidae. Gene Ontology annotation, biological process: transmembrane transport. The transcript has 6 exons. The record is from RefSeq and is a predicted model, not a curated record.
CUAUACGAAGAGCGGCGAGGCGAUUUGCGCAGAUCGUUAAAGUAAUAGUCGUGGUAGACUCGACGGUCGCGUCAGUGAUCCCACCAUGCCGAACGAUCGGGGCAGAAUAUGGAGGCUGCAGGAGAACACGAUGACGAUGCUCAUGGCGGAGAUCGUUGGCACGAGUAUCCUCUUGUUCGUCGGUUGCAUGGGAUGUGUCGGUGCCAUGGGGCCCGCGCCACCUCCGCUGCUGCAAACUGCACUCACCUUCGGUCUGACGGUGAAUCUCGUAAUUAUGAUAAUAGGACACGUAAGUGGCGCUCAUCUUAAUCCGGCUAUCACCAUCGGUGCAGUCAUCAUGGGCAUGAAAUCAAUUUCAACCGGCGUGCUUUACAUCUUGGCGCAACUUCUCGGCGCCACCGUGGGAUAUGGAACUCUAAAAUUGAUAACGCCGGCGGAAUUGUUCAACGACGGGAACCCGAACUCGACCGUCAGCGUUUGCAUGACAGUUGUACACCCGGGGCUCAGCGCCGUGCAAGCAUUAUUAAUUGAAGCGUUUUGCACGAGUUGCUUACUUUGUGCGGCUUGUGCCACGUGGGAUCCACGAUGCGCUCACACUACGGAUUCGGUCGCUCUCAAAUUCGGCCUCUCGGUCGCUACCCUUUCCUUCGCAGCGGGCCCUUAUACAGGGUGCAGUAUGAAUCCCGCUCGAACAUUUGGGCCUGCAUUUUGGAAUAGUGCUUGGCAGGAUCAUUGGAUUUAUUGGGUUGGUCCUAUUUUGGGAGCUUUACUUGGAACAUAUGCCUAUCAAGUGCUGUUUACAGAAAACCGUCAAAGCAAGAAAGAAUCUAUUUGUGUAAGAGAUAAACAGUCGGUCAACGUGUUACCACACUCGAAUAAUGCAAUCAUGUAAUAUAAAUAGUAGGCUUUAUAAUUUGUUGUGCAAUCCGUAAAUGACGAUGUAGUAUAAUAUUCAAAUUGUUAAUACUUUUUACAUGAUAAACAAUUAUAUAAUUAUAUUUAUUACGAGCCACGUUCACGUUCCUUAGUUUAUCAUCUAUUGGUCAUGUUUCCUUCAGAGUCAUUUCCAGUUGUACAAUACUAGAUGGCAGGUGUAAGUCGACGAUAAUCUAAAUAUAAUAAUUCUUUUUCUCAUUUAUUUAACUUUAACAUUGGAUCCACUUAAAAGUUAAAAUCGAACGUUUAUGCUUUAUUCUAAUAUAAUGUAAUUAGUCCCGGCUUUGUCUAAUAUUUCUGAUGUUUGUAAAAGUGUAAUUUAUUUAUUCGUAUUAUCCAAUAAACAGAGAUUACUAUGAUAUAAAUCUUUGCAGCAAAGAAGUCUAUUGAUUAUAUAUUAUAAAUUAUUUACUAUAGUAUAUAAUUGCUUAAUAUCGAUUGCAGUACAUUGAGUACGUACGAAUCAGCUGUAGACAAAGAAGAUCUGCGCCGCGUUAGCUGCGCAGUGUUUCUAUUAUAUUUGUCAGCGAGAAAAGGAAUGAUAUAGUUAUCAAUUUUUUUCAGUCUAUUUUUCUAGUUUCUUCAAAAUUACCUUCGUUAUGUUUGAAGGUACAAUUCUUUUUGCCUCAAAAAUAGAACAUUAUCCGAGUGGGUAAAAUCUAAUGUAGUCGCAGUGCACCUUGUGGAUACUUUUAAAAUAUUAAAGACUCUCGUGCUGAGUCCUGCAUUAUUUUUAACUCCUUCACUAUUAGAAUUUUAUUUCUUCUCUCGACGCGAAGGUCUAAACGUUGAAGCUUAAAGCUUAAACAUGUAUUGCACAUAUACACUUAUACGCUCUGACGUUUGACUACUGUGAAAUAGAUAAGAAUGCAGCAAUUGCAUUUAUAUAUUUUUGCUAUCAUUUAAUUAUAUAUUGCUAUAUAAAUUCGCAGAAGAUAAUACCACGAACUAAUGAUAUUGAAGGAUUUGAAUUUCCUUCGAAAAUGUGUGUUAUUUGUUAUUACGUUGUUCCUGUUCGUACAAAUGUAUUCAGUAUCGCAAUACAAGCCAGCACAUGAGUACACUUUUAUCAACUGAAAUAAAAUAUAAAUUAAAAU